Messenger RNA from Cylicostephanus goldi, 144 nucleotides. The record is from the annotation of a GenBank genome assembly. NCBI's taxonomy places the organism in Eukaryota, Metazoa, Nematoda, Chromadorea, Rhabditida, Strongylidae.
AUGGUAUGCAUUGGAGAGAGGAACUCAGCAAAUGCGAAUGUAGAACAAGAACUGGUGUUUGCUGGCUCCGAACAUGGAAAACUCCUUGCUAUCAGGACUCUUUUGCAAACUCAGUUUGAUCCUCCAGCGUUAAUCUUUGUUCAG